Molecule: messenger RNA, 1062 nt
Organism: Pichia membranifaciens NRRL Y-2026
Lineage: Eukaryota; Fungi; Ascomycota; Pichiomycetes; Pichiales; Pichiaceae
Exons: 2
Coding region: 1-1062 (353 amino acids)
Biological process (GO): ergosterol biosynthetic process
Cellular component (GO): lipid droplet; endoplasmic reticulum membrane; mitochondrial outer membrane
Molecular function (GO): 3-beta-hydroxysteroid 3-dehydrogenase (NADP+) activity
Source: RefSeq, a predicted model, not a curated record
AUGAAGAAAACCACCCCCCACGUCACGGCGCUGAUCACAGGCACGUCGGGCAACCUGGGCCUCAACAUCGCCAAGCGGCUCAUCGCAGAGGUCCCGCAGGAGACCCGUCUUACCAUCAUCGUCACCUCGAGAACACUCGCCAACGCCAAUCACACCAUCGCUCUGCUCAGCGACUACAACGCAACGGAUGUCCGCAGACCAGCCGUCCUUGACUUCGACUACUCCCUCGUCGACUUCACAGACAUGGUCUCCAUCCUCGCUGCUGCGUAUGAGCUCCACAACACCCACCGCUGCAUCGACUACGUCUACCUCAACGCCGCUCAAGGCGUCUACGCAGGCAUCGACUGGUGGGGCGCCACCGUGGAGUGCUGCACAAACCCCAUCAAGGGCGUCACCUACCCGACGUACAAGAUCCAGAGAGUAGGCGUCAAGUCCGCAGACAGCCUCGGACUCGUCUUCCAGGCAAACGUCUUCGGACCUUACUACUUCAUCCACAAGCUCCUCGACUACAACCUCUUCGAGCUGUCUGCAGACCCCCGCAUUGUUUGGAUCAGCAGUGUCAUGUCUAAACCGUCCUACCUCUCGAUGGACGACCUACAACUGCUCAAGUCCCACGAGAGCUACGAAGGCUCAAAGAGGCUCCUUGACCUUCUCCAUUUAGCAACGUACAAGUCUCUCUACCAGAGAUAUAGAGUCAAACAGUAUCUCACCCACCCGGGAAUACUCACCUCUUUCUCCUUCUUCCAGUUCCUCAACCCAGUCACCUACUACGGCAUGCUCCUUCUCUUUUACUUAGCGCGGUUGCUGGGGUCACCUUGGCACAACAUCCACGGCUGGAUUGCAGCCAACGCUCCCGUCUUUGUCUCCCUCUACGCAGACCAGCGAGAUGACCCUCAAGACUUGAAGUAUGGCAGUGCUAGCCGCUGGAAUGGAAAAGAGUACAUGAAAACAGAAGAGGUCGACCCAACGGGAAUGGACGACGUCUUGUCAUACUUCGAGAAGUUGACGCUGGAAUGGGACGAUAAACUCAAAAACCAAAUUGUAAAUACCAGAACAAGAUAA